CUGCUCCAUCAUUAAACAGCACAAAUCACGAGAUCAUCUUCAGGCAGCUGCGUCUGGUCGUGUCAUCACUGUGCAGAACCAUGAGUAGGAACUUCUUGUCCAUGGACGAAGAGCUCCAGAAGGGUGACUUCCUGUUAUCCAACAAUGGAGAGUACAAGGCCGUCUUUCAGGAGGACGGGAACUUUGUGGUCUACGGCUGGAAGCCGGUUUGGGCGUCUAACACUGCUGGACGCCCCGACGCCAAAAGGCUGAUCAUGCAGGGAGACUGCAACUGUGUCAUGUACACAGAUGACAAACCCAUGUGGCACACCAACACCCACAAGCCCAACGCCAAAUGUUGCCGCUUGACUCUGAGGAAUGACGGCAGACUGGAUGUGCAGAACGAUGGCAGAGUUGUGUGGAAAUCUACAAAAUGGAGCUAAAUACUUUAACGAAAG
Messenger RNA from Tachysurus vachellii, 437 nucleotides. Its product is annotated as B-type lectin plumieribetin-like. The transcript has 3 exons. Bases 81 to 422 code for a protein of 113 amino acids. NCBI's taxonomy places the organism in Eukaryota, Metazoa, Chordata, Actinopteri, Siluriformes, Bagridae. The record is from RefSeq and is a predicted model, not a curated record.